This is a messenger RNA of Tuber aestivum (summer truffle), 905 nucleotides long. NCBI's taxonomy places the organism in Eukaryota, Fungi, Ascomycota, Pezizomycetes, Pezizales, Tuberaceae. The record is from the annotation of a GenBank genome assembly.
GGACAUUUACCCGGCCAUCACCAUCGAUCACUCGUUGACCUUAAUGGGUUGGUUGCCUGCUGGUAGCUCAGGGACCAAAGAAGCAAAAUAGAAAAAAAAAAAAAAAAAAAACAAGCUUGUGCGCACUCGAUUGACCGAUCCUCAGGAAGGCACCAAAACGGAACCAGAAGGAAAGAGAGAUCAAUCGAUCCACCAACCAAUCCAUGGCGUCCACAACAAAAGACCUCGAAACUCAAAUCCUCUCCUCUUUCCUCCUGUCCAGAGCUUCGCUCCAGGACAUAAUCUCCCUCCGACAGUUCACCGAGUUGUUCCCCAAGGACCAACGGUCGAACCCCCAGAUCAAGCUCCUCUACCGCGAGCUCCAGCUUCUCCGGAACAAAACGUGCGAGCGCGUCAAGAAGAGCAUCAGGCACGAGGUUGCGCUGGGGGUCAAGCAGCGCAGCGAGCUCGAGAAGAAACGGAGGGCGUUGAGACGCGUGGAUGAGGAGACCAUGACUGCUAUUGAGGUGGGUUCCUCUCUUUCCGUUUCGCCCUCAUCCCACGGGGCGAGGGCGCCCUGUUUCCUUACUGCGGUGGAGGGAGCUUCCAUCUAACCACAACGGCGCCAUAGUUAUUCGGUGCAGCGCCCAUGGAACCGAAACUCCCGCUCAAGGAAUUGCUGACGCAGAUGAAUUCUGCUGUGGAGGAUUUGGAUGCCGAGUUUAAUGCUCUUGAUGACGAGUGUGAUACGAUGCUCGAGGAGCUCAAGUCCACUAUUGGGGACCUGAGCGACCUUCGCUACGGGAGAUUUGCCGCUUCCGACACGGAUGCAAGGAUUGUACGCGAUCUGGAGAACUUGCACGAUACUUGCGAAAGGGUCUUGAAUCCUCCUCCAUAGCAACCUUAUCGAGAAAACAGGAAUGUUG